AACACCACCACCACCCAACACAACACCACCACCCACCCACCCAACACAACCAUCAACAACUUCCUACAACCAAACUCACUCGGCCCGCCUUCUCCCGUUUCCGCAGAGACAAACCCCGCCACACACACGGGCCAAGAGAUUGAACGGGGUUGUUGUUGUUAUUAUUGUUGUGUUAUUUCGACGAAGCUCAGACGAAGAUCUCACGUAGGCUGACGGUGGUUGUGGUGGUUGUGGUUGGUUGUGGUGAUGGCGCCCUACCCGGCCCUGCGGUGCUGUGUGCGGGUGGUGAAUUGGGUGCCGGUCGUCUUCAUCGUCCUCGUCGUCUGCUGGUCAUACUUCGCCUACGUCGUUGAGCUCUGCAUCUUUACUGUGCAAAACAUCGGCGAAAAAGUGGUCUACCUGCUAAUAUUCCACGUGCUGUUUGCUGUCUUGGUGUGGUCCUACUGGAAGACGAUAUUCACAGAGCCACAGGGGCCGCCAGCCGAGUUCUCGUUACCGUACACGGAGCGUGAGCUGCUGGAGAGGGAGGGCCGGGAGGACGGGCGCCAGGAGAUCCUCCAGCGAGCGGCCGCGUCGCUACCCCUGCACACACGCACGCUGGCAGGGGCUAUCCGCUACUGUGAGAAGUGCAACCUCAUCAAGCCGGACCGCUGCCACCACUGCUCCACUUGCGAAGCGUGUAUCUUGAAGAUGGACCAUCACUGCCCAUGGGUGAACAACUGUGUGGGGUUUGCCAACUACAAGUUCUUUGUGCUCUUCCUGGCCUACUCGCUCCUCUACUGCGUCUACGUGUCCGCCACCGUGCUGCAGUACUUCCUCAUGUUCUGGCGGGUGAGUACGCGGGGCGCCCUGCCGGACGACCAGGCCAAGUUCCACGUCCUCUUCCUCUUCUUCGCCGCCGUCAUCUUCGGGGUGAGCGUCGUGUCGCUCCUUGGGUACCACUGCUGGCUCGUGUGCAAGAACCGCUCCACCCUGGAGGCGUUCCGGGCACCCAUCUUCAGGCAUGGCCCCGACAAGAACGGCUUCAACCUGGGAGUGCGCAAGAACGUUGAGCAGGUGUUUGGGGACCAGGGCAGGUACUGGAUCCUGCCCGUGCCUAGCAGUCUGGGAGACGGCUGCUCGUUCCCCACGUGCCUCGUCGCUGCUGCUGCUGACGUCGAGACGGGCGGCUCCACCACCAGCCCUGCCCUGAGUGGGAACGGACAUCCCGAGCACGCGGGGCGCCCCUACGAGCCGCAGUCUCACCUCCUGAUGAGCGGCGGGGAGCAGCAGGCCUGGGGUGAGCGAGCGCACUCGGACGCCCGCAAACCCAUCAUGGAUGUGGAGCAGGACUAGGGAGACGGCGAGGUCGUCCGUCGGUUCGGAGGCACGGCUCACACAGAAUCCCUCGCCCAGUGGGGUUCGUCUUGGAGGUCGGCCUCAAGCGCAGUCGAGACGCUACUGCUGCUGACGAUGGUGAUGACGAUGGUGAUGACGAUGGUGAUGACGAUGGUGAUGACGAUGGUGAUGACGAUGGUGAUGACGAUGGUGAUGACGAUGGUGAUGACGAUGGUGAUGACGAUGGUGAUGACGAUUGUCAUCGUCGUGAUCGUGAUCGCGAUGAUGACGACGGCGAUGAUGAUGACGAUGAUGAUCGUGAUGACGAUUGUCAUCGUCAUGAUCAUGAUCGUGAUGACGACGGCGAUGACGACGACGCCGAUGAUGAUCGUUAUGACGAUCGUCAUCGUCAUGAUCAUGAUCGUGAUGACGACGGCGAUGACGACGACGCCGAUGAUGAUCGUGACGAUGGAGCCCAGAGCUGUCCACUCGUCGUGUUCUCGUAGGACUGAGCACGGAGCGCAGACAACGCUCUCCCUCUGCUGUGUGUCUGUGACUCAGCAUGUCUGUGUGUCUGUGUGUGUCUGUGUGUCUGUGACUCAAUGCGUGUCUGUGUGUCUGUGUGUCUGUGUGUCUGUGACUCAAUGCGUGUCUGUGUGUCUGUGUGUCUGUGUGUGUCUGUGUGUCUGUGACUCAAUGCGUGUCUGUGUGUCUGUGUGUGUCUGUGUGUCUGUGACUCAAUGCGUGUCUGUGUGUCUGUGUGUGUCUGUGUGUCUGUGACUCAAUGCGUGUCUGUGUGUCUGUAUGUCUGUGACUCAGCGCGUGUCUGCGUGUCUGCGCGUAUCUGCGUGGUCUGUGUGUCUAUGCGUGUCUGUGUGUCUGUGACUCAAUACGUCUGUGUGUCUGUGUCUGCGUGUGUCUGUGUCUCAGCGUGUCUGUGUGUCUGCGUGUGUCUGUGUGUCUGUGCGUCUGUGUGUCUGUGUCUGCGUGUGUCUGUGACUCAGCGUGACUGUGUGUCUGCGUGUGUCUGUGUGUCUGUGACUCAGCGCGUCUGUGUGUCUGCACGUAUCUGCGUGUCUGUCACUGCGUGUGUCUGUGACUGCGUGUGUCUGUGUGACUGCGCGUCUGUCUGCGCUACUGCGCGUGUCUGUGCGUGUCUGCAUCUUUUAUCUGCACGUCGGCGUGUGUCUGUGUCUGCGCGUCCCGGGAGGAGCGGUUAGCGCACUUGCGCUACAAACCAAGAAACCCGAUUCCCCACUCGCGGCCAACACCGGUGAGAACAAUCUGAACCGGUCCUGGGCCUCCCCUAGGCCGACUCGGCCUUAAAUAAGUCCCCCGGUGCGGUGUGUGUACUAAACACCGCCGAUGGGGAGACAAAGGUGGCUGGGCGGGCGUGAUGCUGUCCACCCACCCCCUCGUGUGCCGUGCUGCUAACAGCACUUGCCCCAACAGUCUGUUGAGGCUACACGGGGAGUGGCGAGUGGGGGGGGGGGGGGGCGAUCUUAGCGUGUGCGUCCGUUCGUCUGUAAUGCAGGGGGGUGGUCAGACGUCGCUUAGGGGAAACGUGUACGGCUUGACCGCACACCGCUCCAUUUUGAGUCUGAGCCGACCUAGGGGAGGCCCAGGACCGAUUCGGAUGAUCGUCACCGGCAUUGCCCAUGAGCGGGAAUCGAACUCGGGAGGCCGGGUUUGUUGCGGGGCGUAGCGCUGAGCCAGACGCGGCCGCUCCCCGCUACAAAGUCGACGAUCCCCGUGUAGCCUAUAACAGAGUGUUGGGGAAGUUCUGUUAGCGAGUAGCAGCAGCACCUAUGAAGGCCGGCACGGCACACGAGGGGUGGUGGGUGUCCAGCAGAGGUCGCAAACGGGUUUUGAUUCCUUACCCGUACCCUUACCCGGCUGCACCAGGGUCGCAAAUGGGUACCCGUACCCGGCCGGGUACAGGUAGCCAUUCCCUACCCGUACCCUACCCGUACUCUACCCGAAUUGAGUGACGAAACGGUGACUCGCCAGUGACUCACGGUCUACCCGUACCCGUACCCGGCCGCACCAGGGUCGCAAACGGCUACCCGUACCUGGCCGGGUACGGGUAGCCGGGUAUCGGGUAGGGUACGGAUAUCGGGUACCCGGUUGCGACCUCUGGUGUCCAGCCAGCACCACGCCCCAAACCCACCUUUGUCUCCGCACCAGGUACUCAUUUAAGCGUGAGUCGACCUAGGUGGCGAGCCGGGGAACGGUCGCGAUAUUUGUCACCGGUGCUUCGGUGGCCGUUAGCGGGCCAUCGAACUCGGGCCGCCGGGUUCGGAGGUGCGGCACUAACCGGACGGCAACACCCUGGCAAACGCAAUGCAUGCGGUGGGAAUGGCGUCGAUUUGAAGGUGAUUUUAUAUAUAUAUGCGGUAUGCAGAUUUGUAUUAUAAUGGUGGGGUAAAGCGUGGGUACUCGUUAAUCCUCCAGUACGUCUGGCCGAGAGUAGGAAGAGUAGGCCAAGCGACACUCGAGGGGCUCUGCGGAGAGCGGCCCUCUCGCGGAGGUACGGGCCGUACCCCUGUACCGUCAGUGACAGAUGAUGAGCCGGCUCCGUUGAAAUUCCUGGGUUCGAAUCCGGGUCUCAGCCACUGCCCGCACACCAAACUGGGGUUCUGAAGCGCAGCGACUCGCAUUGAGAGCCAUAGGCUCACACGGAGACCCAUAGACUCACACAGACACCCACAGGCUCACACGGAGACUCAGACUCAUACAGACACCCAUAGACUCACAAAGAGACCCAUAGACUCACACAGAGACCCAUAGACUCACACAGAGACCCAUAGACUCACACAGAGACCCAUAGACUCACACAGACACCCAUAGGCUCACACAGAGACCCAUAGACUCACACAGACACCCACAGACUCACACAGACACCCAUAGGCUCACACAGAGACCCAUAGACUCAUACAGACACCCACAGGCUUACACGGAGACCCAUAGACUCACACAGACACCCACAGGCUCACACGGAGACCCAUAGACUCGCACAGAGACCCAUAGACUCACACAGAGACCCAUAGACUCACACAGAGACCCAUAGACUCACACAAAGACCCAUAGACUCGCACAGAGACACACAGAGCCCUUUUAGACUCGCACAGAAUUGUAAUUACACACCGAAUGGUAGUGACGUUGCAUGAUGUUCCAUGAUAGUCUGCAGCAAAAUUAUGAACUU
Lethenteron reissneri (Far Eastern brook lamprey) is the source of this 4522-nucleotide messenger RNA. Its product is annotated as palmitoyltransferase ZDHHC20-B-like. NCBI's taxonomy places the organism in Eukaryota, Metazoa, Chordata, Hyperoartia, Petromyzontiformes, Petromyzontidae. The record is from RefSeq and is a predicted model, not a curated record. Gene Ontology annotation, molecular function: palmitoyltransferase activity.